Messenger RNA from Fusarium falciforme, 1833 nucleotides. RefSeq names its product Ldi domain-containing protein. The coding region runs from base 1 to 1833 and encodes 610 amino acids. NCBI's taxonomy places the organism in Eukaryota, Fungi, Ascomycota, Sordariomycetes, Hypocreales, Nectriaceae. The transcript has 7 exons. The record is from RefSeq and is a predicted model, not a curated record.
AUGAAUGGGAAUGGGCACAUCACUUUGCAGAGUGAGAGCCAGACUGAGAAGGCCUUCCGUCAGGACGAGCCUGUUGGCGACUUUGGCUGGGGACCUUGGACAAUCCAAGAUGUCUUGAUUCCUACCAAUGCUGGUCGAGGAUUGGUCAAGAAGUACCACCAGCGACGAACUCUGUACCAGUAUGGAGCUUUGUCGCUCACUGGACUUUGGGCCUUCAAGAACCUCAGCAACACGGCCUAUCGUGCUGCAGCUCUCGGCUUUCUCUUCCCUGGAGCCGGUUUUACUGCUGUCGCUACCUUCACUUCGGCGGCCGCAUUCCUGCUCACUGUGGCCCUGAUUCCCGUCACCAUCUUCAUCUGGUUCGCCAUGGGCGGUAUCUUCUUCCCCAUCGCCUUGUGGGUUGGCUCCAGCAUCGCUGCCGGCUACAUGGCCACCGACACUCUUUUCGAACCUUCUGCUCUCCUCUGGGCCGCCUUCUGCUACACCGAUAUCUUCUGGCUCAUGAGCAACGCCCGUUCCCUCAACGCCGCUGGCUACUCCAAGGCUCAGGAGCGAAACAAGUACCUUGUCCAAGCUGUCCAGGAACAGAUGGAGAAUGCCACUCCCGCUCCCGCCCCCGGCUCACGAGAGCUGUCCCUCGAGACUCUUCGACACGUCCAGCACAUGCUUGAGCGCGGACUUAGCCCCCGUGACGACUUUAGCUUUCACGAUGUCAUUGAUCAGUUCCAGACUGGUGCCGUUCGAUAUCAGCUGUAUGGUGUCGUUGAUGUUCUGAGCCUGUACCAGUGCCACUAUGCCCCCGGUUUCCACGGUUAUCUCUCCAAGGCUUCGCAGAACUGCAUUGAGAAGAGCUUGCAGAAGCGCAUCAUGUCUUACUGGAAGUGGGAGUCCAUCUUCGGCAGGUUCACCCUUAGCGACUGGGACCCCAUCAAGAAGGACAACAUUAUGGUUACCGGCUACCUGAGCUCUGCUAUCGGUCUUACUACAAGACCAACUACGAGGGUCUGGCCGACGCUCUUUCAUGAGAACAUGGACAACAACCCUUACUGCCUGUACCCCUGCGAGCCCAACUGGACUUAUUCUCUGUGCAACCUCACUGGCAUGGCUGGUCUUGUCAUCUCUGACCGCAUCCUUGGCCGUGAUCUCGGUGCUAGACUCAGGAACCGAUUUGAGCGAUCUCUCGAGGAGGAGUUUACCGAGUGCGACGGCCGAAUCCUUCCCAUCCGCAGCGAAUUCACUGGUCUUACUCUCCCUGGUCUCUGCGGAACUCUCACCGACUGCAUCAACGCCAUGCUCCUGACUGCCUACCUUCCUCACCUCGCUCACCGCAACUGGGCCAUGAUCCGCAAGGAGUUCAUCAAGUACGACGAGAAGGAUCAGCUUGUUGUCCAUGACCUCAAGGGCGCUGACAAGAUGGACCCCGGCAACUACCGUGCUGGUGAGGGACCCCUCCGUGCUUUCAUCGCUGCUACCGCUGCCGAGUUUGGUGACGAAAAGAUCCGCAAGGAGGCUCUUGAUCAACUUGACAACGUCUACUUCCCUGUUGAAGCCACCAAGACUGGAUCCCUGCGAAACAAGGGUCUCUCUGCUACUAGCCAGGUCAUCGCCCUCAUGGCUCGUCUCGUCAAGCAGCGUGAUCUUGCCAACGCUACCCUUCACGGUCCUUCCGACGAGGCUCUGAGCGGUCCUCUUCUCGAGGAUGCUCCCUUCCCCGAGGUCCUCGUCGCCAAGGCUUACAGCGAGGACGGCAAGAAGCUCGACCUUGUUCUCUACAACGGCAAGGAGCCCGGUUCUUUCAAGCUUGGUUUCGAGCGACUGGUCCCCGGCAAGUAG